GCAAAGCCCAGUGACGCCGUCUGGAAGCAUCAUUUAAAAAUCGCUCCAGCCCACCGCUUUCCUCAGAUCUGCUUUGACCAGCUCCUUCCAAAACACAGCAGACCUCGGGGGCCGUACAUUCAUGCUGUCCACGGCCAACUGCGUGUCCUUUCGGAGCACGUUGGAGGGUCUGCUGCCCUGGGCCAGUCUGAGAACUACCAACAGCCAGACUGGCGCGGGAGACAAGAACAGGGCGCGCAAGAAGUCCAAGGACAUCUUCAGCGUCAUGGUGACUCCUGACCGCAUCCCCAAGUUCUUCAUCCCUCCUCUGGAUGUCCACGCCCAAGCAGAGCAGCCUCCGGAGGCGGAGGAGGGCUGCCAGUCACCUGCUUUGCUUUUGCAGUCCCGGGGAGAAGGGUCGAGGAGAGCCAGGAGCCCCGCCGGGUCCAACGCCGGCAGGGACCGUGUCCUGAUGCGGGGAAGUCUGCGUCAAAGGUCCCCGGAGAGCUGCGGCGACGGGGCUCUGCUCUACGGGGAACUGGAGAGGGCGGCCGACCACUCAGACCCAGCAACCAGAGCUGCGCUCUCCCUGCCCCACUUGCAGAAAAUCACCACUCCUUACGGAUUCCCAGCCCUGGGGGAAAUCCCACACAUCAGGAGGAAGGAAUCUCUCUUCUUUGAACGCGACGUUGCAGAGAUCCUGUUGAAGAGCAGCGCACGGAGCCGGGCGCUGGGCAGGAGCCGCUCCAGCCCACUCACUGAUCCCAAGCUGCAGGAGUCUCCUGGCACCAGCGCAGUUUCCCGGGCCAACAGAUCGGCGUCCUGGGAAACCAUCACCACCCCCAGCCUCCCAUCCUACCCCCCACAAGCACCCAGAUCCUUGACCACUUUAGUAAAAGACAAGAGCAAGUUUCAGAUCCUGAUCAAGAAACACUUGGCCAGCAUUAAGCGCAUGAGGUCCAAUAGUUCAUCGGCGCGGCUGGCAGAUCGGAUGAUGAGCAGUUUCAGUACAUGAUCGGACAGAUCAUAGUCAACUCCCCGGAAGUCCCGGGACCCAAGCAGGUGCACAUACCCUACCGCCGUUCGUCAAACAAGAGUUAGUCAAGAACAGUGACUUCCCUCAGAUCUCCGGCACUUCGGGAUAACUGCGGGUGCUGGAAAUCUGAAAUGGAGACAGAACUGGAAACACGCAGCAGGUCAGGCAGCAUCUGCGGAAAGAGAAACGGAAUUACCGUUUCAGGACCAUGACUUUGCAUCGGAUGGAGUGACUGAGGACUCAAGCGUUUUGAAGAAUUUCUUCGGGGUACCGGCAAUGGUAAUUGCCUCUUCUGCGAGUGAUCGCCCAUUUCCGAAGAGAACAGAGUAACAAGUCUGUCGCAGAAAUUCCGUGUCGUGCGUGUUUAAGAAUUGCAACUCUUAUCGAACUGUAUCAAUAAUAAAGUAAACUCUAUUUAUCUGUGCUA
Pristis pectinata (smalltooth sawfish) is the source of this 1442-nucleotide messenger RNA. RefSeq names its product C2 calcium-dependent domain-containing protein 4C-like. The record is from RefSeq and is a predicted model, not a curated record. The transcript has 2 exons. Lineage: Eukaryota; Metazoa; Chordata; Chondrichthyes; Rhinopristiformes; Pristidae. The coding region runs from base 122 to 994 and encodes 290 amino acids.